GGUUGUUCAUGGGGAGAUGGGCGGGGUAUCUGGACUGCAGUGACCAAUGACGUUUGAGCUCACUGACUGAUUCCAAAAAAGUAAACAGACUUGUUUUUGAUGUGUCAAAAAAUCAUGCGACAGUGCUAAUUAUUCGACAAAGGAGUUGGUAUAACAACAUUUAAUGAAGUCCCGACCGACCCUGGAUGUAAGCGUACGGUUGUAGUGUUUUGCUUUGACUUUUACUGCGUCUUUGCUAUUUUUAUAUCAGCUGGUAACAGCCAGCUGAUGGCUCGCUAGCUGAUUUUUACACCGUAUAGACCAUUUAAAGGUUAGCUCACAGCUUAGCACUGCAUUAGCAGCAACUAGAGCAUAUUAUGUAACAAUACAACAAUUAAAUAUAUUCUCAGAGAAUCAGUUUUAUAACACAACGUAAUAUAAUGUAACAAUAUGCACAUGUAAUGCAUCGAAACACGGACUAUGUAGUAAUAUUUUCACUGCCAUAACCACCCAUUUAGCCGUUAGCUUCACAGCUGCUCCUUUGCCUACCGGACUCUUUACAACUCAACACCACUGUUACAUCGAUCCAUGACUAUUGUGUGAGAAAUACUCAGAAUGAUGGUAGUAUUAAACAGAUGAAAACGAUGAAGCCCGAGCGUCAUCUUCCUGUCAUGGCUGAGGAUGGAAAGCUGAGUCCAGUGGGAGGACGCGCCGGCUCCUCAGGCCGCCGGGGCCGACAGACCUACAGAAGUUCAGCCCAUUUCCGCAGCCUGUUGGAGGGCCUGGUGGCUCUCAGACAAGGUGGCAUCCUGUUUGAUGUGGUGCUUUUGGUGGAGAAUCGACCCAUCCAAGCCCACCGUAUACUCCUGGCAGCUUCCUGCGAUUACUUUAGGGGAAUGUUUGCAGGAGGACUGCGGGAAACGCAGCAGAAAGAGAUCCCAAUUCAUGGAGUGUCCUACAUGGCAAUGAAAAAAAUACUUGACUACAUCUACACUUCAGAGAUUGAGUUAGACCUGGAAUGUGUGCAGGAGGUAUUAGUUGCUGCCACGUUGGUGCAGCUUGAGAACGUCAUUGGCUUCUGCUGUGAUUUCCUCUUCUCCUGGCUGGAUGAGAGCAACAUUUUAGAGAUGCAUCACCUUGCCGAUAUCUAUGGACUCCAACAGCUCAACGACAGGGUCCACUCCUACAUCCUCAGGAACAUCCAGACUUUGUCUCGAACAGACGUGUACCGACAGCUUCCCCAAGAUCAAGUCUUCAGAGCGCUGUGCAGUGAUGAGCUCCAGGUGAACAGUGAGAAUGAGGUGUAUGAGGCAGCACUUCACUACCACUACAGUCCUGAGCAGGUGGAGACGGACCAGGUGUACUUGCAGGUCAGUCCAAAGGACAAUCUUAAGAUGCUUGAAGCUGUGCGUUUCUGCCUAAUUGAGAAACAAGUGCUGCAGAGGUUGUAUGGAAGACUCAACUCCUGUCCACUGAAGGACUCCGUUUCAGCUGCUCUGCGCUAUCAUGAGCAGGAAAUCCUGCAGCCGGUCCUGCAGACUCCUCUCACCCAGCCCCGGUCCACUUUCCACUGUAUUCUGGGCUUCGGGGGAAUGUUCACCUCCAGCUCGCUCACAGACAGUGAACAUUUGUUUCAGGUGUUCCACCCAAACUGGGGGGAGUGGAGGACUCUCACUGCAGCUCAUGCCCCUCGAAUGUCCAACCAGGGCAUCGCUGUGCUCAACAACUUUGUGUAUCUUAUUGGAGGAGACAAGAACACCAGUGGAUUUCGAGCUGAAACCCGCUGCUGGAGGUAUGACCCCCGUCAUAACCGCUGGUGCUCUAUCCAGCCCCUUCAGCAGCAACACGCUGACCACUGUGUUUGUGUGGUGGGCGGUCAUAUAUACGCCAUUGGAGGACGGGACUACAGCAAUGAACUGGACUCUGUAGAGCGCUACAACCCACACACCAACAUGUGGGAAUAUGUAGCACCCCUGAAGCGUGAGGUUUAUGCCCAUGCUGGAGCAAUAGUUGAUGGUAAAAUCUAUACAACUUGUGGCCGUAGAGGGUCGGCGUACCUUAGAGAGACCUACUGUUUUGACCCCGCAGCCAAUCACUGGACAGCAUGUGCAGAGGGGCCGGUGGAGCGGGCAUGGCAUGGCAUGGCCUCUGUUAACGGACGUGUUUAUGUAAUUGGUGGAAGCAAUGAUGAGCAUGGAUAUCGGCGAGAUGUCAUGAAGGUGGGAUGCUUCGACCCCUUGUCCAACUCUUGGUCCUUAAUGAGCCCUCUACCUGCUGGACAUGGAGAACCGGGCAUUGCAGUGCUCGACAGGCGCAUCUACGUACUGGGAGGACGCUCUCACGACAGAGGUAACAGGAUGAAAUACGUUCACAUCUACAAUCCCGAUACGGACGAAUGGGAGAACGACACCGAAUUUAAGGAGCGCGUCUCUGGCUUGGCGGCCUGCGUGGUGUUAAUGCCCCCUGCUAUUAUCGCCCAGGCCCAGAGCUUGGAGCAAUGCACCAAAGCAUACUGGGAAGACGUAGACAUGGACAACUCAGACGACUCCAGUGAGGACUGACCUGUGUCUUAUCUGCUGAGAGGCUGUGUAACAUUCAAGCACUGGAGACUGCCGUACACUUCCUUAUCUAGCAUGUUGAGUUUGUACCUUGAGGAGGUUUCGUGGCAGUGGUUGUCGCUGCAUCGUGUCUGUUUUGCAUGAUGACCACUUUUGAGUGCCUCUGAACCAAAGUGACAUUCAGGACCUUUGCAUACAAGCACCUUUACUCUGUUCUCUCUAAUACACAUAAACACACACCCACACCAUCCAUUCAUACAUUGAUCUCCAGUUAUUAUCCUUCUUUAGCUGCAUCUGAAUUAUCUAAACCAGAGGUGUCAAACAUAAGGCCUGCGAGCCAAAACUGGCCCGCCAAAGGUUCCAGUCCGGCCUGUGGGACGAAUUUGUGAAAUGCAAAAAUUACACUGGAGAUAUUAACAAUCAAGGAUGUCAAAAUCAUUUUAGUUCAGGUUCCACAUACAGACCAAUUUGACUUAAAGUGCAUCAGACCAACAGAAUACUAUCAUCAUAAGCUAUGAAUAAUGACAAUGCCAAACUUUUCUUUGUUUUAGUGUAAAAAAGUAAAAUUACAUGAAAAUCUUUACAGUUAGAAACUAUCCUUUCACAAAAAAUAUGACUAACCUGAACAAAAAUGAAC
This is a messenger RNA of Sphaeramia orbicularis (orbiculate cardinalfish), 3174 nucleotides long. It is a transcript of the gene klhl22, whose product is annotated as kelch-like family member 22. The record is from RefSeq and is a predicted model, not a curated record. NCBI's taxonomy places the organism in Eukaryota, Metazoa, Chordata, Actinopteri, Kurtiformes, Apogonidae. Gene Ontology annotation, cellular component: mitotic spindle; Cul3-RING ubiquitin ligase complex; nucleus. Gene Ontology annotation, biological process: proteasome-mediated ubiquitin-dependent protein catabolic process; positive regulation of TORC1 signaling; protein monoubiquitination. The transcript is spliced from 7 exons. Gene Ontology annotation, molecular function: protein binding. The coding region runs from base 615 to 2540 and encodes 641 amino acids.